UGAUGUUGCCGAAACCCUUUGUCCAUGCGCGUUCUUGAGUUCUUUCUUGACCUAAUUUUCCGUUUGCGAGGCUUCAGUCCACGCAGUGUCUUUACUUACAAAUUUUAUUUUCAGUUCAGACCAUAUUAUUCAAGGUUCAACGAACCGUUCACAUUUGAGGCACCUUUUCCCGUGAUCAUGUGCGUUGAGUGAAAAUUCAUUCUUUUGUGACUUUCUCCUUUUCCACAUUAAACAUGUGCUCCUUAUCGUUCUUCUGCGGAGUUCAUCAAAACCUGUGGUAAAGAUCCUGGUUCAGAUAUCUGUAAUCUCUGGAGUCUCAGUUUGCUGGAAGUACCUAUUGUUUUCCAGCAAGUUUUAUCAAGUGCUAUGGUGUUCGACUGCAGCUCCCUAAACCUUGACUGGCUUUUCCUCACCCCCAAAAAAUUUGAAUGUUCUCGAUGUGAGGACGGAAAAAGCAGGCUGAACUCCGAGAGCAGCAACAUGUACAUCGAAGUAUUCAGUGGCAAAAAGGCCGAAGAAGGAAAACCGGCCAAAGGCGUCCAACUUCAGAGGGAGCUGGGGCUAAUGAGCGCUGUGAAUUUGAUUCUCAGUGUCAUGAUUGGUUCUGGAAUUUUUGUCUCUCCAACACGAGCUCUGAAGGAGGCCGGAUCCAUCGGAAUGGCCCUCAUUGUUUGGGCUCUAUGUGGAACCAUCUCCAUGCUAGGUGCGUUGUCUUAUGCUGAGCUUGGCACUGUUGUUAACAAAUCCGGAGCUGAGUACUCUUACUAUCGAGAAGCAUUUGGACCCCUCCACAAAUUUUGGGGACCACUUCCUAGUUUCAUCAAUUGUUGGGUUUCAAUCGUAUUUGUCCGCCCUGCAGAGAUUGCUAUAAUCAUCCUGACUUUUGCGGAAUACUUUACUCAAUUACUUAACCCCAUUAUCCCACCAAAUGAAAUUGAUAAUUACUAUGAUAGAAAGAAGAUAGUCGCCAUCGCAGCUCUUUUUAUUAUCACAGCAAUCAACUUCUUUAGUGUCAAACUGUAUGUUAAGAUUCAGAAUAUUUUCUCAUCAUUCAAAGUUGCUGCUUGCUUCCUUGUCAUAGGCUGUGGUCUCUACUACAUUUUCAUUGGGAAAACUCAAAACCUUGAAAAUCCAUUCAAAGGAUCAGAUUUAUCGCCAAGAGCUUUUGCAGUGGCAUUUUACCAUGGUCUUUGGGCUUAUGAUGGCUGGUCCUCAGUGACUACUGUCACAGAAGAAAUUAAGAAACCUAAUAAAAACAUCCCCAGAGCAGUCAUAAUUGCUGUGCCUUUGGUCACAAUGUUGUACUGUUUCAUGAAUGUCUCUUACAUGACAGUUCUGAGCGUUCCGGAGUUGAUUCAAGCCAAAGCUGUUGCCAACGAAGUCGGUGUGAAAGUUUUGGGUCAUUUCUCCUGUUUAAUCCCAAUGGGUGUUGCACUUUCAACGUUUGGUUGUGCUCUUAGCGUGCAAUUUGGAGUAACCAGAUUAUGUUACUCAGCAGCUAAAAACGGACACAUGAUGGAAAUAUUUUCCUAUGUUCACUCGAAAAGACUUACCCCAGCUCCAGCUGUGCUUUUGCAGGGUGCUCUGUGUCUGGUGUGCAUUUUGGCUGGAGAUAUAAUUACCCUAAUUGAAUUCGCCAGUUUCCUUGUCUGGACAUUCUAUGGUCUUGCCAUGGUCGCCUUAAUUGUUAUGAGAUACACGAAAAAAGAUGUUCCUAGACCAUGGAAAGUACCAAUUGUUAUUCCUAUUUUUGUUAUGAUCAUCGCCUCAUGUUUGGCAAUUAUUCCAAUUGCAAUGAAGCCUCAACCUCAGUACCUGAUAGCCGUUGGAUUCCUUAUUUCUGGAUUUGUUGUCUACAUUCCUUUCAUUUACUUCCAGAAGAAAUUAUUCGGCGCAGAUAUGUUCACGAAAGCAGUCAAGUCAGUGAUGAACGUUCAACCUCCUGACCAAGAUCAAGAACUCAUCGCCAAAAAGACAGCCCAGCUUAAUGAUGAUCAGUCUGAUCCAAAAGAGGCUCUGUGUGUUGUUUCUCUUCUGUCAGAAACCAAAGACGAUUCGUGUUGCGAUGAGCCUUGCUGUGACGACUCAUGUCACAAAAAAUCGUGUUGUGACAAAUCGUGCCUUGAAAAAUCGUGUUGUAACGAAUCGUGUCUCGAAAAAUCGUGUUGUAACGAAUCGUGUCUCGAAAAAUCGUGUUGUGACGAAUCGUGUCCACGUCAAUAAUCACUUGUUAGUUUGUUAAGCAAGAUGUACAUUUGUAAAUACGACGAAUGUUUGAGCGAUCAUUGUGAACGUAAUCAAGUAUUCUCCCGAGUUGUGACUUCUCCUCACAUGAGAGUCUUCUUUUGUGCCAUUAAUUUAGCAGUAACAACAAUUAGUCCAUUACUGUGUCGUCUGCUGUGUCAAAGCAUUGUUUUUUAUAAGUAACCUGAUAUUCUUUUAGGUUCCUUCAAUAUUCAAGAAGUACAAUUAACUUUGAUUCAAUUCAAGUGCAGCUGUGCAAAUAUCAACAAAGAAAUCAGAUUUCAAGAGUCAAUUCCGAAAAGGAAAGCUAAACUUAUCUACUCGAAACCUCGUGUCCUCACUCUGUCCAAUGAUAUUCAUAUUUCUGCAAUGAGAAAUGCUCCAAGAGAAAAAUAAUCAAGUCGUCAAUUAUUUUUUAGAAAACGAGAGCUUAAACAACAUUAUUAGUAUGCAGUAAUUGAACCUUAAUUUGACAGAAGGAACUACAAUUUCCGGUUCAUUUUAGAAACAACGCCUGUGCCAUUAGUUUCCCUAUGCAGAUAGAUGCUUCUUUUGAUGAGCCAGAAAUAGGAGUUCCAAAAUGCAAAGUGCAGUCUAAUUUGAAAUGUGGCAACUUCUUUGGAAUUUAAAAAAUAGGGUAAAUGUUAAAGAUUAAAUGAUUUUACAAAAUAAUUAUAGUUGCAUAAACCUCUUUAGAAUUAUAUUGUUUCCUCAGUAUGCGUCUCAUCUCUCCUGAAAUUUAUUUUCAACAAUUCAAAAAUUAAGCGUUGUUCCAAACAGCAUAAUUCUCAUGAGGGAAAAUUUGUGCGUGGAAGAGCUUUUUCUCGAUACUGAGACAUUAGGUCUAGAAUGAAUUUGAAUGCAUGUUGGCUGAAUCACCAACACUGUCUGAACGACUUGUGUGUUGAACCACAAUCUGCUUGUUAAUUCAAAUGUUGUCCUUGAAUUCUAUUGAAUUGUAUUGGAAUCUAUCUAAUCGUAAGCUCAAUCAAAUGUCCUUUUUUUCAUUUUGUUCCUCAGCCCUUGAAAAAGUGUUACAUACAUAUUAGUUCUCACUCUUGUUUACCACAAUCUGCAAAUUGCCAACUUGUAUUUUUUCUCCUUGAGGAAGCAUUUUAUUCAUCAAAUUUUAUGAAGCAGUAGACGUUUCAAAUCUUUCAUAAAUUGAAGUGGCCUCCAUUUGAUUGUUUUAACUUAUAGUGAAAGUUACAAUGCUGAGAUCAUUGUCAGACUUUAUCUGUAAUUGGUUCUUUGUGUGUGUAUCUGCGGUAAUAUUGCUCACUUAAUCCAGCUAUAAUCAACGUUUUCCAAUCUUUUACCACUGAGAAGCAUAGCUGAUGUAUAGAAAACUUUUAGUUUCGACAUGAUUUCCCUCUGGAAACCUUCAAGAAACAUUGAUGUGGCCUUCAUUGGAUGUUCCAGUGCUAUUCUUCAUGAAUGUCUCAUCUCUGCCCUAUCUAGAAAGGGCAGGGCUUCCUUGUUAUUCUGUGAUCUCGAUUUCACCUAGUUUUCUUAUUUUAUGACUUCUCUAAUGUAUUUUAAGUAUAGUUAGUUUUAGUUAAUUUUAUGUCAAACUGUUAGAUCUUGUACUGAUCGAGUCAAGUCAUUUUUUACCAACGUGUAAUCUUAUUGUGCCUAUCUUUUUCUUUAAUUUAUUAAACAAUUUUUUAUUGUA
Bemisia tabaci is the source of this 3919-nucleotide messenger RNA. RefSeq names its product b(0,+)-type amino acid transporter 1. Gene Ontology annotation, molecular function: L-amino acid transmembrane transporter activity. Gene Ontology annotation, cellular component: membrane. The record is from RefSeq and is a predicted model, not a curated record. Gene Ontology annotation, biological process: amino acid transmembrane transport. NCBI's taxonomy places the organism in Eukaryota, Metazoa, Arthropoda, Insecta, Hemiptera, Aleyrodidae.